UCCCCCCUCCCCCCCCCUCUCCUCACUUCCUCCCCUCUUCGUUGCCCCAUUCCUCCCAUUCCUCUCAUGCUCCCCGCGAUCCCCGACGCCGCGCCGGCCGCCAAUGCCGCGCCGACGGCCACCCCCCGCCAGUCCAUCCUCCCCAUCAAGGCACCGGCGAUGGCCGAGUACCCAAAUCCCUCGUACGUCGGGUGGGAUACCAUCCGCGCGCGCUUUAUCUGGAACGCCAGCUUCUCCAUGUUCAACCUUCUGGGCACCUCCUCGGCCGAUGUGCCGCGUGUGCGCCGCCUGCUGGACACCCAUGAUCGAUACCUGCGCGGGGAGGACGUCUACACGCCCGCCACGGCCAGCAACUUCGCCGUCGAUGCCAAUGGUCUGGCCAAGCCUCUGGCCCCGAACAAUGCCACCCUCUGGCACUACUUCUGGGUUCAGCGGUCCAUGGUCAACACCUCCACUGGUCUCACCCUUCCCUGGUACUUGCGGGAGUCUUUCCACACGAAUUUCACCUCGCCACUGCUGUUGGCUGUGGCUGCCUCGAUGUCCGGGCCGUUUGUCCUCCCCUUGGCCUACAGUGGGUUUCUCGCUUACCGGAACCUGAUCAAGCGUGUGCAUGCCUACGAGGCCGACCACCCGAGAUUCGAUGGCGUCCCGAAGUCCUCGAAUUUCGGCCGCGGCUUCUUUGACCUGAAUGCCAGCACCCAAAACAAGGGCUACCUUACUACUGGCGAGAUCCUCACCAUUCCCCUGCUCUCGCACCGCCUGGCAUACUUCUUCUUCAACAGCCGCCUCUUUGCCAAUGUCCGCCCUCAGCCCCGGAGCCUCGGCAUUCAUGGUUCCAUCCUCUUUGCGUCGGUGGCCUACGCUACCAUUAAGACCCGCAAGGAGGCCUGGCAGGAUGGCGGCCUGCCGGUGUAUGUCAAGGCUUCGGACCUGCUCAAGAAGGGUACGGUCACAGUGGCCUCGCAGGCGCAGGCCAACUGCGAUACCUGUGACCUGCCGAUCGGUCUGAGCACCCGGGCCCUGGUGCAGAACACCCGAAUGGCCAUCAUGGGUGGCUUCGCUGGGCUCUUCCUGAUCAUGGCGUCGGCUCUGCGGCAGCCGGGCGUGACGGCUGGCCGGGCUCUGCGCACCGGCGCCCUCCGCGCCGUCAUCGCCGGUGUCAUUUACCAGCCCCUGGUGGCGUCCCUUCUUCCGGAGGAGUCGUCGAUCAGCACGUCCUCCCUGCGCAACGACCCUCGCCCCCUGAUCAACCCGGAGAACCCGGAGGAGGCGCUGGCUCGGUCUGUUGAGGACCCCUACCGCACUGCCUCCAUGAUGGGUGUUGACCAGGUGCACUAUCGCAACCGACUGUACAUCUUGUGAGGGGAGUGUUUGGUUGAGGAAGCGGAGUGGGGCCCCAUGUCCAACAGGCAUCCAUGCGUGUGAACAUAUCCCCCUCCCCCUCUGUCCCCCUCUCUCUCUCUCUCUCUCU
Molecule: messenger RNA, 1471 nt
Organism: Fonticula alba
Lineage: Eukaryota; Rotosphaerida; Fonticulaceae
Exons: 3
Coding region: 67-1362 (431 amino acids)
Source: RefSeq, a predicted model, not a curated record